AUGGAAUUCGGACACGAUGCAAAACGUGUCAGCAAAAGAUCUUUGUUAGGAAACUAUCUUGUGAAGAAGUACGAGAAUGUAUUUGCAUCGAUAGACAAUGCUGUUCCUCCAGGGGACAGGGAAAAGUUGCUAUCGAAUAAGGACUUGGUGCAAGGAAUAGCGACCUCUUUAUUUGAUGCUACCUGGGAAAGGUUCAAGACGAUGAGAGAAGAUGAUACGAAGACAAUUGACGAUGAUUUUCAAGAGUAUAUCAACAACGAAACAGAUCUCGAGAGUAAUGAUAGUUUCUGGAAGGAUGAGAAUUUUAGACAGGAGUAUGAGAUCAGAUCCGCUUCUUCUGAAGAGGAGCGGGAGAAACCGAAUGUCAAGACGUCUCUGAGAAAGCAAGCAAAGGAUACCGUUGAAGAAACAAGGGAACAUUUCAUUGAUAUGGUCAUUGACAGGCUCAUAUUAAGCAUCCUUCCUGAUGAACUUCCAGAGAGGGAACAGUUCAGCCAAAGAGUUGCUGAACCAGGACGCAGACACUCACAAACUGUGAGUGUCACAAUUAUGAAUAAGAAUGUUCGAGCUUUAACCUCGAGAUUGGGCGCAAUAUUCGAACUGCAGGAUAUAUUGAUAAGAUUGUUAACUUGGAGAAAUCCUUCUGGAACACUCCUUGCAUUGAUUGCAUUUACCCAAAUUUGUUUUAAUCCAAUGCUUCUUGUAAUAUUACCUAUACUGUACCUUAUGUUUGGCUUAAUGAUUCCUGGAUACUUGCAUAGACAUCCGUUACAUAGAGGCAUCUACCUUUCCAAGAGAUCGUAUGGUAAAUCCCUUAUCAAAAGUAUCACCACUGGAGGUAAUACGUCUAAGCUACAGUUGCGCGAUUCUAUUCAUGAGUUUAAUUACGAAGAUAUUGAUAUCAAUGAUUUGCGAAAGGCAAAUACGGUACGUCAAAGUAUGGAGUUCGUCGUCAAUUUAAGAGAUUUACAGAAUUUAAUGAGCACGUUAGUGUCUGUUAUUGAUAAGAUGGAAAAGUUCAUGUACGGUACUGCAGGUUUCAAGAAUGAGCAAUAUUCAACAGUUGUUUUCCUCUCCUGUUUUGUGGUCUUAUUCUUAUUGUGGAUAAUAACUCCGUUUAUUAAUUGGGGUCUCAUGGCGAGCUUGCUGGCAUGGUCUAUUAUGACCAUCAUACAUCCCCGAGUUCGUCCUACAGUAUUUGGAUUGUUGAAGAAAGAACAACUGGAUAAGGGGAAAGAAGCUCUCAGGAGAACGGAACGUUAUGACAUUCUAUUGGAUGAACCUGUGGAGACAAGGUGGGUAGAGGUAUUUGAGAUCCAAAUGCAAGGUAUCACGGAGCAAGAAUGGUCACCCUAUAUGUACUCCACACAGGUCUUUGACAAAUCUGAUCCGUAUAGAAAAUCUCAAAAACCACCGCCAGGAGCGCACAGUAUGGACGACUUAAAGCCACCUCCGACAUGGACGUUUGACUCAAACUCCGAAUGGACUACCGACACCAACGUGGAACAAUGGGCCACUGAGAGAGGAUUAGAAAUGACGAGAAUAGAAGGGGAUUAUCUGGUAGAUGAUCAAUUUAAGAGGAAAAGGUUAAUACGUAAAGUUAUCAGGUAUGCUAAUCCGGCUAGGAUACCAUCGUACCGCUGA
Kluyveromyces lactis is the source of this 1644-nucleotide messenger RNA. It is a transcript of the gene PEX28, whose product is annotated as Pex28p. The record is from RefSeq and is a predicted model, not a curated record. Gene Ontology annotation, biological process: peroxisome organization. Bases 1 to 1644 code for a protein of 547 amino acids. The transcript has a single exon. Gene Ontology annotation, cellular component: peroxisomal membrane. NCBI's taxonomy places the organism in Eukaryota, Fungi, Ascomycota, Saccharomycetes, Saccharomycetales, Saccharomycetaceae.